This is a messenger RNA of Etheostoma spectabile (orangethroat darter), 9711 nucleotides long. RefSeq names its product regulator of G protein signaling 17 (gene rgs17). NCBI's taxonomy places the organism in Eukaryota, Metazoa, Chordata, Actinopteri, Perciformes, Percidae. Bases 779 to 1417 code for a protein of 212 amino acids. The record is from RefSeq and is a predicted model, not a curated record. The transcript is spliced from 5 exons.
AUCUGUAUCCACUGAUAUGCAGACAUCUCUUUUCCUAUGUAAGUCUACAAGAAAAAGUCUUUUUGGGCCAGAGGGUAUCGUGCGAUGGGCCUGGAGUUGCAAUUCCACUGUUUGUCCGCGAUGUAUAAUUUACUUCAAAGCCCGGAGCCUUUUCUGGGGGCUGGUGUGUAGUUACUUCUAAAAUUAUUUACAGCUCAUGGCUAAUAACGUGAGGGUGAAGCAAGGUGGAGCUGGGUGAUGACUAAAUUGGAUUGUUUUUGACUGAUAUGACAGUAGUUGUUUUGGUAGUUAAAAUGUUCCCUCCUCAAGCAAUUUGAAAAGAUGUCUAAAUUAAUAAAAAUGUGAAAUAUUAAAGGGGGGUCAUUUAAAUAAUUUAUAAAACCACUGCAUUUAUGUCAGAUCUUGUAGCUGUUUCCGUCUCAUCUGGAUGUAUUUGUUUUUUCACUCCAUAUUUGCAUGUUCUGUCAAUGCGGCCUCUUUACCUGGGUUUAGAACAAAGCCAAUGCCUCGCUGUCGUUUGCAUCUAGCAGCCUGUUUUUCCACGGAUACUGCCUGGUCGCUGAAUAACUGAUGACCACUCCACUGGUCAGGCAACAACAUUUGCAUAUCAGGCAGGUUGUCUCAGCCUUACCUGCCAUGUACUGUAAUAUCACUGUAGUAAAUAGCAUGUAUGUAGGCAGUAGAGGGAACCAGAAAGAAGGCUCCUCUGUUGGUACUGGGGCACACUUUUUUAUUUAUUUGGAUAUUUAAGUGUUUUAUGAGUAGUUUAAUUUGAACCAUGACUUUGCAGCCCCGUAGUGUGAGUGGAGUGGAGAUGAGAAAAAGGCAGGCGGCGCACAUCGAGGCCACACCCCAGGCCCCUGGACAGCCCCGACCCAACACCUGCUGCCUCUGCUGGUGCGGCUGCUGCAAGUGUCUCUGGAAUGAAGACAGGAUGGAGAGGAGUGAACGACAGACCUGCACCAAGAUGGACAGUAUUGAAGCUGCAGAGGAACAACAGCCCAGUCUAGACGAGGCACUGUUGUGGGCCCGGAGCUUUGAGAUGAUGCUGCGCUCGCUGGAGGGCCGGGAGGUCUUCCGGGAGUUCCUGCGCUCUGAGUACAGCGAGGACAACCUGCUUUUCUGGAUGGCCUGUGAAGAGCUGAAAAAGGAGACUGAUCCCUCAGUGGUGGAAGAGAAGUCUAGGAUCAUAUACGAAGACUACGUGUCCAUAUUAUCACCCAAAGAGGUGAGUCUGGACUCGCGGGUCAGAGAAGGAAUAAACCAGAACCUGGCGGAGCCCAGCAACCUGAUGUACGAGGAGGCCCAGUUCCAGAUCUACAACCUGAUGCAUCGCGACUCCUUCCCCCGUUUCCUCAACUCCUCCGUUUACAGAGACCUCCUGGCCAACAGGAGGCUCACCUGCCUCGACACCUAGACUCCACCACACUCCCUAAUUGCCAUCGUACGCCAACGAGACUACUACUUAAACUUCAAAUACUACUAUGGUGCCAGAAGUCGGGUUUGGAAAAUCUCUCCAUCUUUUUUGAUUGAAAAGACUGAAUGACAUCCAAGAUAGCUGGUUGUUUUUUUAUUUAUAUUUUUUAAGCAAUUUAUAUCCAGUUCUCCACUGGAGCCAGGUCGGCCUUUAUUGGUUGGUUAUUGGUCAAUUUAAGACCAUUAAUGCUGGCCAGUGAUUGUUUUGCUAGCAAUUUGUGCUGUUAGUUGAGGUUGACUGGCCAACCCACUUGUCAACUGAAGUCAGUUGAAAUGGCCAACCUGAUGGCCAGCUGCUGGUUAACUGUGGACAAGGACUCUCAGGCGGUGGGGGCAGAAAGAGGAGAGCAGAAAGUGGACAAGCCAACUGUUGUACUGUAAUAUUUAGACCUCAUGCUUUCUACCUUCACUUUAAUAUUCUCUCUCUCUCUUACUCAUUCUUUCAUGUUGUUUUGUUUUUUCUAAUUCUGUCCCAUUCCGCAGAUGUUUAAUAUUGUGUUUUUAAUUUCUUUACUGUCCAAACAUGACACCUAGUUGUUGGUGGGAGUUGGGGCGUCUGCCCAUUUAACCAGAAGAAGCACUGGCUCUGCAUGUGACUUUCUCUCUUUACAGUAGCUUGACGAUGUAAGCCACGGACUGCAACUGUUUUUGAAUACUGAGAUAUAUUAAGUCUGGAUGUGUAUAUUCAGUGAAGGGAAAAAGGACACUUUGCCAAUUUAUAGCUUACUGCAGUUUUUCAUUGAGGAGACAUGAUGGCUUCUGCGGCAAAGGCAACAUACCCAUCCAUCCGUCCACCUGUCCAUCCAUCCAUCUGUCCGUCCAAGCACUUUCCUUCUUUGGGAUUCUUUAACUGGGAGAAGUAAGGGCUAGAAUUGUGGUUGGGCAGCUACAUGUAUUAUUAUUACUCAUGAACUUUAGACAAAAAAUCUCUCCGCUGAGAAAAUCACAAUGCCUUUACAUGUAAGAAAAAGGCAGCACAAGCGCUGCUGGAGUUUUUCUUGAAAGCAACCACAGUUUGUCCAACAAUUUCUACCUUCCAUCUUUUUUCCCUCCCUCUCCCUCCAACUCAGACCAUCACAGCCUGACAAGCACAGGUGCCCAAUGUGGGGGGAAAAACACAGCUGGAGAAAAUAUAAACAAACAAACCCACAAUAACUCAAAGUCCUCUACAUUUUAAGAUUGUCGCGCAGAAAACAAGGGUUUACCUUUUAGUGUUUUACCAUGAUUUGAGCAUUAUGGAAAGCUGGUUCUACUUUGAGAACGUAGGGAGAUGCAGCAGGCACUGAUCUAAUUGAAAUGGUUAUUGAGCCCUGGCCUUUGUCUGUAAGGCUUUAGCUUUAGAUGCUGUAGGUAACAUGACAAGUUGCUGGAGAUGGACGUCCAGUAUCACGCUGCAGAUACGUGCCACGGGUGCCAGACAUGAUGUCAAAGAUGCUGUGAAGAGCUAUCAGAUGUGACUUGUCACCAGGCUGUCGGCCAUUCUGGUGCAUGUCUGCUUCUCCAGCAGAUGGAGCUGGGAGAGUGUAUGGUAUUCCUUCAGUUAGCCACUGUCCAUUUAAGACACUCAUUUUUUUACCAGAGCUAGUGAAGAGGGUUGGUAUAGUAAUGCUAACCUGCUACCGUACUGGGCUUGCGAAGAGAGUUUGCGUAGUCACGCUACAUGCUAGCCUUCUCAACAAGGCUAAAUAGGUUUCAGCAUGCUGUAGGCAAGUAGUCCUCCUGCUUGUGCUAGCCAAUCCCUUAUCCCACUGCCAGCACUAACAUAUUCUGGUUUGUUUUUCUAAUCUGACUUUGACAGCAUGCAAUGAUAAUAUGUGUGUAUGGUACAAUUACACACUUAACAGAAACAUUUUGAUAAAAAAAAAAGAAUUAAGGGGGUCUUGCCAAAUGUCCCAUUAAUGUUUUUAGUAUGUAAAGUUUUUGUUUUUUGAUGAUGUAAACUUUUGAACUUUGGCCUGUGGAUGUGCAGUAGAAAGUGCAUGAGUGCAGUAUAUGCUAUUCUGUUUAACUAACUCGGCCUCCAAGUCCAUUCAUUGUGUAACAUGAUGGAUAGCUAACCUUAAAGUGUCAAUGAAACAGUGCCACUCAUUACUGAUAAAUGUAGGCAUCCAUGUUGCCACCUUCUUUACAGUAACUACCUGAAGUUCACGUGCCAAAUUUGGUCUAGAUUAAAUUUAAGAGUAGACGGUGCAGGAUGUCUAGCAGACUAUUGAAGUGCAAUUGGAGGUCGGUAGUGAUUAAAGAAUGAAACUGUGUACUAUUAUUUUAGAUUGGUUAUUAAAUUAUCAGAAGUUACUAACCACGACACCUGUCAGAAUACUCAGAAUGUUGUAAUGCCACUUUUGGAUUAAUCAAGAAACUGACUCUAGUUAGCAUUUGCAAGAUUCACUAGAUGACUGAAGUAAGGCAACAGAUCUUUUUAUUAAUAAUAAUUUAAAUAAAUACAGGUCCUCUUCUCGAGCCUAAAUGGAAAACAAGUCCAUGGAGUCAAGGUAUUUUGACUUUUACACCAGAUUUAUUUUCACUUAGUGUUAAAAAUGCUAACUAGAUGUAGAUAUCACAUCAAAUCCAAGCUAUCAUAUUACCACAAAAGUUUUCUGUAGUAUAAGUGUUGGUUAUAAAUUGGUAACACUGACACUGUAAAGUCAAGAAGAAUUUUUUUGCAAUGUUUCUUCUUGAAAAUAUACUAUAUUUAACUUGCCAAUACAGUACUCACAUGCAGACUGCAUUAAUACCCAUAAGGACUUGAUUUGAUAAUGCUUAGCUGCUGUAAUGAAGAGCCGUGCACGCAUGCGCAUAAGAAUAAUUAACCGAUUCUGAAACUGAAAGACCAAUUGUCACACUUACUCCUUGAAGCAGUUUUCAUUUCCAGGCAGCAGUUAGACAUAUUUGUAAAUUUUUAACUAGUAGAGUAGAAGAAUGCCUGUCACUCAUAAAGCUCUCUUGCAAACAAGUCCCUCUUCUGCUCAGUACAGCUAUGUUUCAUUGUUGCUGAGUCUAUACAGUAAUUAAAAUGACAAUGUUUCACCAAGAACCAGAUAAUGAAAUCAUGGUGCAAUUAAACCAAGUUUACAUUUAUAAAUUGUGAGAUGUGUGUACCUUAUUAAAUACUUGUAACCGUGGGGAGCUAACUGUCCCCGGUGUGAGCGGAGAAACCAGUUUCUGCCCAGUGCUAAUUCUUUUAGCACUUUACAGGGUUUACAGGGAGGACAGACACAGCAGAAUCCCAGGUAACAGUGUUUUACAAGGAGGACAGACACAGCAGAAACCCACGUUUUCUGCUUACGUCCUUUCCUCUUAAUUUAUUGUGAGUUUUACACAGUGGGGGAAAAGUACACAGUUGUUUAUUUUUAAUGACUGCAUUUCAAAUGUAGAUUUUACAAGCAAUGAUGAUGAUGAUGAUGUGAAGUGAUGUGUCAUCGCUGAGUUUAGAUAUUUUUUGUCUUUAAAUUCCCAUGGGUUCCAAGUGAAUGGGUUUUUGAAACAUGACGUGAAAAGGUUGAGAGCUGUGUCCAGAUCGGGUGGAGGAGGUUUGCGAAGCUUUGGCCUUACUGACACGUUUUAUUUUUUCCUUUGUAUAGAAAAACAACAAACGUCUCUGUAGGCCUUUCACUACCUCUCAUGUUGGUUAAUUUAUUUCACAUCUAGUUGUUAAUGUACAAGUUUUUUUUUUCUAGAUCUACUUGAAGCCUAACACUGUAAACAAAAAUGUGCACAGAAAAACGACUAUGUACAGUAUAUGACCAGAGGGGUUGAAGAGAGCUUGGCCUAGUCGACAUUAUUCUUUUUGUUUGUCUGUAUGUUUGUUUUUAAUUGUGUUGAGCUGAACUAGAUUUUGCAUCUCUAUAAAGAAUUCAGGAAUCUACUGUCUAAGGGCUAAUCCCAUUUUUGCCUAUGCAAAUCUGUUACUGUGGGUGAGUUGGGAAAGUGCGAACUACAGCACCUUUCACCUGUUUUAGAUGGACCAUGGUUUACAAUGCCCUUUGCUGAUAUUCUUCAAUCUAAGUCAGCAAAAAUGUAUGCUUAUUUUUGUUUCUAUAUAAAAAAUAAUAUAUAUGAUAUAUAUGUGUGUGUGUGUAUAUAUAUGUAUAUAUAUAUAUAUAUAUACAUAUAUGUAUAUGUGUAUAUAUAUAUAUAUAUAACAAGUAAUAUACAGAGAAAAUAGUAUAUGCCUUUGUGAUGAUAAAAAAGAAACCUUGCUGAAAACAAAUAAAUGUGUUAUUGUCUGACAUUAUGUGGCUGUUUGCUGGAGUCUUGGUAAGAUGAUGUAGACGGAACUCAUCUGACGGUUAAGCGACUGGUUGAAAGGUUGACUGUCAUUACUCUGACUACAACACUAGUAGCUGAACCAGUGCAGUAUUUCCUAACUGAGGGGGAAAACAUUUACUUAUUUAAGGGGAAACCACAUCAUUACUUUCUUUGACAAAUAUUGUUAUCCAGCCCUUGCCUGUGAGGGAAAUAAGGUAUUUGGGCCACCCAGGACUUGUCCUUGUCAUUUUUACCUGUAACAUUUGGUCAUUUUUAAAGCAAGACUAUGCAUCUUUUGCUAAACAAAGGCCAAAAUUGCCACUGGUGACAAUUAAGGGAUAAGGGCAAAUGACAUAACAUUGUGUAAAAGUAGAGUCAAGUCAUAGAGUCAGCAAACUGACUCAGUAAUGUCAUUUAAAGAGGUGUGUAAGUUUGCUAGCAUUAGCCACCACAAGCUAGUUGUUACACCAUACCAAAGUAAGGCUGCAACGCCAAAACCUUUGAGUAUAUAAAAUUGAGCAAAAGUGUGUUUUACUGCUUAUUAAAUUAACUUUUCCUUUGGAAGAGUCAGGCUGUUAUUUCAUCAUCAAGUUGCAUAGUCUCACUUUGAAGAGUUAGAACAUGUGCACUGUCCAUAUGUAAGUCACAUUUUAUAACCAGUAAUCCAUUAAGAAAAUAAAAGGAUUCCACUUGCCAUGAAAUAAUUAACAUUUUAGCAUUAUUAUCUUUUUGUUUGUCAGUGGACACUGCACAGCUGUUAGUGUUAGUUUGUAAUCAGAUGUGUGCCGCACCAUGUCGUCAGCAAACAACAAGAACUUAUUUUUCUAUUCUUCAACUUAUUGUUCUUUUUGUAGCCACAUCCAGUCAGACUAUCACUGUGCUAAUACAGUAGCGUUGAUGUGAAAUGCAUCAGCAGAAGUAGACUUUCUGUGUUUUAAACACUCCACCAAUGCAAGAUGUAAGAAAAGUCAAUAAUACAUUACUUACAAGACCAUUCACUCAGCUUUUAAAAGACACGUUUAGCUUAGAGUUAAGGGUUGAUUUGAGUUUUAAUAAUUUAUUUUUUAAUUCUUUGUACAGAAAAUGUUUUGCUCCUGAACUGAGAUAGAAAUUAUAAUAGGAGGGUUGAUGUAUAGAUUUUUCAUCCACAAUUCCUUACAGUGCAUCCUGGAAGAAAAAAAAAAAAGGCAGGUUGUUGGUUUGAAACUCAACCUGCUUUGUGUGUUCCCUCAGUUGAAUUUGGUGCCUCUUUAUGCUUCACAACAGACCUCAAGAUCUCUCUCUCUCUCUCUCUCUCUCUCUCUCUCUCUCUCUCUCUCUCUCUCUCUGUCUGUCUCAUUUCCGCUCUUUGUAAGAUUACAGAUACAACAGAGCAGAGACCGUCCCAUUUUACAACAAAUAUAACACUGAUGUUUGUUCCUCCUACUGACACCCUCAUAUUGUCUGUUUUCUAUCUCUUCCAGAGGUGUUUUUGCUACUACUAAGGAAAGAGAUUAUAUUUGUGCAGGUACCUGGUUGAAGUUGGUUUUCAACAGUUUUAGGCAAUCACUUUUCUCUUUAUUGAUUUAGAUGCCUAAGCCUCUUGUUUUUUUGUCAUGCCUUUGUAGAUAGAUCACAGUCGGCGAAAGAUUAUCCACAGGUGAAAAGAAAAAGAAUUUUAUUGUCACUUGCAAUUAAAAGAAGUGACAGUUUUUCUAUUUGCAUGCUUUUUGCUAAAUAAAUGAAAUAAUUCAGUUAUUUGCUAUAAACGAUACUGUAUGAGUAUGUAUUCAAGUACUGCAGUAUGCAGACAAUUAAAAAUAUCACAAACUCUUUUGAGAGGUUCAUAUCUUUCUUCUAGUAUGUUUCACUAAUAAUAUUGACAGUUAUGGGUUCUUAAUUCUUGUUUCGAGUGUCUCAAUGAAAUGCCAGAAUGUCUAAAUGACCCUCUUUGUAUUAACAAAUAUACACUAUGGUUGGUUAUUUCCACAUGCAUGACUUGCAGAGUAAUUUUACCAGGACAAUGCUAAUGCAGGGGGCUUUUUAAUCAACACAUUUUGUCAGUUGAGCUCAACUUUUUUCUAUUUUUCACUAAUUGCUUGACGUUGGAUUAUGACUGAGAUCCUGUCUGUUUUGUCAUUAUUAGCAUCAGGGCAGGUUAAAUCUUUUCAUUGUGCUCACUAAUGGCCAGCAAGGAAGUGUGGAGUGAACUGUAUUAUUUAUUAUCUUGCCACACAAAGCAAAUGUCACCUCAGUGUUUCAGAUUUAAAAUGGUGAGAUAAGAAAAUGACAGUGCAGCUUCAAACAGAAGCCAGAAAGCUUAAAAAAGUUCAGUAGAUUGUGCAACUUCCUCAUACAUCUCAGAGCACUGUGCCCCUAGCCGUCAGGGUUGGGAUCAAGGAUCUGAUUGCUUUUCAUCAUGACUUUUUUUUUAAAGUUUUUUUCAAAGAAAACUGAUCGUCGAUCCUUGAUCAGCAGUCGCUGAGAUGCAGGAAUCCCUUAACUGUAGCAUUAUGAAAAAAAAGAUAUUUCUGUCUUAUUUGUCCAACUUUGAUAAAACAUUUAUCCUCUGUUGUAGAAUAUGACAGAAGGGGCUCAUCUCAUGUAGCCUUGUCUUCUAGGGACGUUAAUCUGUACUUUAAGACAUAUGGUGCAAAUUUAACUGAGCAUUAAGGAAUUUGUACAAUGUGAGAAACAUUUCAUUAUGUUGGUGUUGCCAAUUCUCUACGUGAUAGUACUCUACAAAUGUGACUGUAAUUUUCACCAAGGGUAGUAGAAUCAAGAUUAAAGAAAUAUUUACACAGACUAGUUUAGAAAGUGUGGAUUUCUUUCUUUCUUAAGACUUAACUUGGUCAACAAGUUUUACAAUAGCUAUGUAGAAAUGUAGAAAGAAGCUUAUUGCCAAGAGUUAGAUGAGAAGAUCGAGACCACUCUCAUAUUUAUGUGUGUAAACUAUGAACCUACAGCCAGCAGACGGUUAGCUCAGUUAGAUUAGCUAGGACUAAUUAGCUAAAUGGAUGAAACUGAUAUCCUGGCUCUGUCCACCUAUAAAGAUCACCAAGUGUACCUUCUUUGUUUAAUGCGUACAAAAAUAAUGGGUAGAAACAACAAUUUUUUUUUUAUGGGGGAUUUUGUGUCAGAUGCUUCCAUAAAGGACCAGGAAAUGUUUUUUGCUAAGCUAACCGGCUGCUGUUCAUGUCUUCUAAUCUAACUCUGCAAGUAAAGUGAAUAAUUGUAUUUCCGAAAUGUCAAACUAUUCUUUUAAAAACAAUUGAGCUACGUAAAAUAAAAAAACAAUUAAGGAAAAACCUGGUUGAAUUUGCCUGACACACUGGUACAAUGUAACUGUCCCAGGAAGUACAACAAUGCGGCUUUGCUGGAUAAAAAUUAUAAUCUACCUUUUGUUUCAAUGUAAAGGGGUCAAAGGAAAUGUUAGAAUAUAAAUCACAUGUUCUGUUGGACUCGAAAUGUUCCUCACAAAACACAUUUUUUUAUUUGUCUUUCACGUUGCUGUUGUGGGUUUUUUAUGUCAUCCUUCUGAAUCAUCAACGUAUAAUCGUUGACAUGUAACACACCUGAAAACUCUGUAAACAGGCACUGAACAUUUGGAAGCAUGACUGAUGUGGAUUACAAGCUACCAUAUCACACCCAACUGAAAUUGUAACUGUCACACUAUUCACUGUUUUUUAAUUUGUUUUAACUUAAUUUAUUUUAACAGCAGGUUUAUUUCAGUCAUUGUUUUUUUCUUUUAUCUCAAAAGACACAAAAAUGUUGUCCAUCCGCCUUUAACUUUACACAGUUAAAGUUAACUGAACACGUUAACAGCGUGUUCAGCUGUGGUACAUUUUCAUCUGAUUCAGUCUCUAUCUUUGUUCACACAAUGACAUCUUGCAUUAAGAGAAAACUCCAAUCUAUGGUAACUGCCCUUGAAUAUCUGUAUUUAAAUAGUGCUGCUAGAGAAAUGAAUUUAAAUGUAACAAACUUACAAUAAAUACUAAAUAGAUUUUU